AUGCUCGCUGUGACAGACCGCUGCUCCCGCCAACGCACGCCACUCACUUCGAUCUUGGUCCUUGGGGGUCAGGGCCCACGGCCGCUCAUGGCCCGAGGUGCUAAGACUGUAGGAGGCCAAGAGUCCAUUCCCGAUCUUAUCUGGAGCGUUCUGAGAAUGUCCCUCGAUUUCAAGCCACGAAGAACCAAGUGCUCGUCGGGUCGAACUGGAGGACCAGUAGACACACCGCUCCCCCAGCUACCCCAUGGCUCACAGUUUAUUUCAUGUGAUUUACUUGUCUUUUGGUCGAAAAAUCUGCCAACAAGCAGGUCGGUCAGGAUGGCGCGGAGAGGAAUCACCUAG
Messenger RNA from Colletotrichum orchidophilum, 342 nucleotides. RefSeq lists its product as uncharacterized. The record is from RefSeq and is a predicted model, not a curated record. The transcript has a single exon. The coding region runs from base 1 to 342 and encodes 113 amino acids. Lineage: Eukaryota; Fungi; Ascomycota; Sordariomycetes; Glomerellales; Glomerellaceae.